AUGUCCAGUAAAGCAUCGAGUAAGGAGAAGAAAUCCGGCUUCAGCAAGAAGCUCUUUAGACGAGGAUCGGUGCGGUCGGUCGGGAGUUUUAUGAGUAGAGUCUUAAAGACUCUGACAACAUUAUCCCAUUUUGGUUCUGAAGUACAUGCAACAGAAGGUGAAAAGGACGACGGAGGUUUCGCGUCUUUCAAGAACGAAGCAAAAGGUUAUGUUGCAUCUGAUGACAGUGACUGCGGCGGCUUUCUCUCUGGUGACAAAAUCCCCGGGGUGGCCGGUCUGAAAAACCAUGGCAACACUUGCUUUAUGAAUGCAAUUCUGCAGUGUUUGAGCAACACUGAACUCUUUGCAGAGUACCUAGCAUUGGAACAGUAUCGUGACGAUGAAACAGAAGAAGACAAACCCAAGACAAACGGGGUACUCUCGCAGAGGAAGGGCACUCAGAACAGGGGAGAGGUGACAGAGCAGCUGGCUGGUUUGGUGCGAGCGUUAUGGACCUUUGAGUACACGCCUCAACACAGUCGGGAAUUUAAAAAUACAGUAUCGAAGAAUGCCAUGCAGUACAGGGGCAAUGCCCAACAUGACGCCCAAGAGUUCCUCCUCUGGCUAUUAGACCGCGUGCAUGAAGACCUCAAUAACCUUGUGCACCCUAACAACAGGCCAUCCAUAAAGCCACCAAUAGAGGAAGAUGAUGGAGCAUUGGAAGGACCGUCACUUCCACUCUCAGCUGGUUCUUUUGUCCAAGAGCUCUUUCAGGCACAGUACAGGUCAUCACUCACCUGUCCACACUGUCAGAAACAGAGCAACACUUUUGAUCCUUUUCUCUGCAUCUCCCUUCCCAUCCCUUUACCUCACACACGGCCCCUGUACGUGACGGUGGUUUACCAGGGCAAGUAUUCUCACUGCAUGAGGAUCGGCGUUGCCGUGCCGCUCAACAGCACUGUGUCGAGGUUGAGAGAGGCUGUGUCACGGGAGACCAAGAUACCCCCAGACCAGUUUGUCCUGACUGAGAUGUACUAUGACGGCUUCCACCGCUCUUUCUGUGACGAUGACGACGAUCUUGACAUCAUUCAAGAAAGCGACUCGAUCUUUGCUUUCGAAACGCCCGAGACAUUUCGAUUAGAGAACAUUCGAUCUAAAAGAGGGAGCCUCCUCGCAAAUUUGAAUCAGAACAAUUUGAAAUACGGAUCUGAGUGCAGCAGGACUCCAUCUUUUAUGCAGGGAGCAAUGAACCCAGCGUCGCCCAAUAAAAACACGGGAAAUGAGAAAAUGAUCCUGCUGAUCUGCAACAGAGCCUGCACUGGACAUCAGGGACGGAGGUUUGGGCUUCCUUUCGUAUUGUACAUGGAGCGCACUGUAACAUGGGAUGUUCUCCAGAAGGAAAUCCUGGAGAAAAUGCGUCACCUGCUGAGGCCCGGAGUUUACGUUCAGGUGGGUCCCUUCAGUCUACGAGUAGUUGGUGUUGUUGGAAUCACGUACCUGUUGCCUCAAGAAGAACAGCCACUGUGCCACCCCACUGUGGAAAGAGCUUAUAAAUCCUGUGGGCAAGGGGGUCCUCCUCAUGUCAAGAUUGUGGUGGAAUGGGACAAAGAGACUAAGGAUUAUCUGUUUGGACACAUUGAGGAGGAGUACAUUCCUGACGCUGAGAGUGUGUACCUGCACAGAGAACAACAUCACCAGCCCCAGGCCUGCACCCUCGCUCAGUGCUUUCAGCUCUACACCAAAGAGGAGCAGUUGGCUCCGGACGACGCCUGGCGCUGCCCCCACUGCAAGCAGCUGCAGCAGGGCCGCAUCAAGCUAAGCCUGUGGACCCUGCCUGAUGUUCUUAUCCUGCACCUCAAGAGGUUCAGACAGGAGGGAGACAGGAGGGUUAAGAUGCAGAACAUGGUGAGGUUUCCUCUCAUUGGAAUGGACAUGGCUCCCCACAUGGUGAAGAGGAGCCAGAGCAGCUGGAGCCUGCCCUCACACUGGUCGCCGUGGAGAAGACCUUACGGGCUGGGUCGUAACCCGGACGACUACCUUUAUGAUCUGUAUGCUGUUUGCAAUCAUCAUGGCAACAUGCAUGGGGGUCAUUAUACAGCUUACUGUAAGAACUCCAUCGAUGGACGGUGGUACUGCUUUGAUGACAGUGAGGUUCAGCCAAUAGCUGAAGAGGAUGUCUGCCACCAGACAGCGUACAUUCUGUUCUACCAAAGGAGGACAACAAUUCCCUCAUGGUCUGCCAACAGCUCCGUUGCAGGAUCUACCAGCUCCUCAUUGUGUGAGCACUGGGUCAACCGCCUCCCGGGCAGCAGACCGCCCAGCCUGGCCUCGGGGGCCUCCUCCCGUCGGACAUCUCUGGCCUCCCUGGCUGAAUCCAUGGAGUUCCCCGGAGAUCGCAGUGAAGACGAUGGAGGAUUCUCAACCCGGCCCUUUGUGAGGAGCAUUCAACGGCAGAGCUUAUCUUCCAGAUCCUCCAUUGCCAGCCCUCUAGCCUAUAGUGAGAAUGGGAUCAAGCCCUCCUGGUCCCUCUCUGCCAAACUACAGAUGAGAUCAAAUUCACCCUCACGAUUCUCUUUAGAUUCCCGUUCCUCCCCGCCUCUAGAGAGGAUUGGUGAAACGUGCGACGACAAGGUGUUCACCUCUUGCUUCGGCGGCCACAGCAGACAUGAGCGCCACCCGAGUAGUAAAGCCCCUCUGGCCAUGAUGGAAGGUAGCGGUAGCGACGAAGGAAACGGUAAAAGGAUUUUGGACGAAGCUUACUGCAGGGCUCCCGUGCAGUCCGACAAGAAGAGUUCGAAGACCGACCCGGUCGACAACAACAAUCAGAUUUCGGCUCUGGAUCAGAAUGUGAUCGGAACGCCCUCCAAAGAGCAGAAGCAUAAGAGCAGCUCGGGAGGAUCCCAAAAAGCUGAGGGUUCGACGACCAAGAAAAGCUCAAAGGGCGAUUCUGAAAAAACUUCAAAGAAACGCCAGAGUACGUCCUCUUCCCAGAAGUCGCCAUCUUCCCAAGUGUCUUCCAGCACUCAAGUGAAGGGUGCCAAAGUGACCAACUCAAAAGAAAAGAGCGAUCCUGCCAAGCCCGCCAAGAUGGGUUCCUCCGGGACGCCCACAAAAAAGAAAGAGUCUUCCCAAGUCCAGGAGUCGGCCUCAUCAACGCCGACUCAGCGUAAGCAGCGUCUGACUUCCACUCCGCAGUCCUCUGCCUCUCCCUCACCCACCGCCAAGAAGAGCUCCUCUGGGACAGAGAAAAGCACCGCCUCUGGCAAGAAGAAACUGGUGGAGAGGAGUUCCAGCAAGGAUUCGGCUCGGACCAGCCCUUUGGUAGACAGGCCAAAAACCAGUGCCACACCACGGACCUCCCUGCCAAAGACCACCGAAGGGGGCCGACCAGAGAGGAGGCCAGUUAGGAGCUCUAGCAGCAGCUCCUCUGUGACCAGCCUCCGCUCUCCCAGCGUCUCCUCCAAGGACCUUCGCCGCAGCAGCAAGUCUGAGGACAAGGGGCUCUCCUUCUUUAAAAGCGCACUUCGGCAAAAGGAGACCCGCAGGUCGGCCGACCUGGGCAAGACCACCAUCCUUGCCAAGAAGGCUGCUGAGAGGACAGCCAGGUCCAGCAGCCAGACUAAACUGAGUGGUGGAGAGGAGGGUGAGCGCUCGGGAAAUGCCUCUCGACAGGUCUCGCCAGAGCCGCAUUCUAGCAAGACUGUCUGUGAAGACAGGGAGCAACCCUCCAAAACCACUCCUAUUAAACGCUCUAUUUUACCUGUAGGCAAGUCCAAGUCUUCCACUUCUGAGAUGAGUCCUCAGUCUCCCCCUAAUGGGAAGAAGCCUCUUGAAAAGAUGAUAUCUUCUAGAAAGCUCUCUUCCAGCAUGCAACCCUGUGCACGCCCAACUCAGACGCCUCAGUGA
This is a messenger RNA of Chanos chanos (milkfish), 3885 nucleotides long. It is a transcript of the gene usp31, whose product is annotated as ubiquitin specific peptidase 31. Gene Ontology annotation, molecular function: cysteine-type deubiquitinase activity. The record is from RefSeq and is a predicted model, not a curated record. Gene Ontology annotation, biological process: protein deubiquitination. Bases 1 to 3885 code for a protein of 1294 amino acids. Lineage: Eukaryota; Metazoa; Chordata; Actinopteri; Gonorynchiformes; Chanidae. The transcript has 16 exons.